Cuscuta europaea is the source of this 2936-nucleotide messenger RNA. The record is from the annotation of a GenBank genome assembly. NCBI's taxonomy places the organism in Eukaryota, Viridiplantae, Streptophyta, Magnoliopsida, Solanales, Convolvulaceae.
UUCAUUGCCGCGAAGUCCGGGUCUCUAUAGAAAAUUUGAACAGUAAUUGCGGAUCCAUAUUGUGUCCCUAUUUCUUGAAUGCAACUUAUCUUCAUUUUCCUCACAUUUGAGCUUUUCAAGAUACCAAUUCCCUUAUUUGAUGUCAUUGUUUUUUCCGUGGAAAUAAUUAUUUGGUUUUUGUGUAGCUUUAAUUUUCUAGCAACACAUGUCAAAAAUGGAUGGGGAUUUACUUCAUGGGACUCUACAUGUCACAGUGUACGAGGUUGAUCACAUUAGUGGCGGGAGUGCCGAUGAGAGACACUUUUUCCGGAAGAUUAUGGAGCAUGUUGAAGACACAGUUGGUAUUGGGAAAGGAACACCAAAACUAUAUGCUACCAUAGAUCUAGAGAAGGCAAGAGUUGGAAGAACCAGAAUGCUUCAAGAACCAAACAACCCCAAGUGGUAUGAAUCUUUUCACAUCUAUUGCGCCCACAUAGCCAAAAAUGUCAUAUUCACCGUCAAAGAUAACAACCCUAUCGGCGCAACCUUAAUCGGGAGAGCGUAUGUCCCCGUCCGUGAAAUCUUGGACGGGGAAGAGAUCGACCGGUGGGUCGAGAUUGUGGACGAGGACAAGAAGACUCCAAUUGAGGGAGGCUCCAAAAUCCAUGUCAAGCUUCAGUUUUUCAACGUCUCACGAGACCGAAAUUGGGGAGGUGGAAUUAGAAGUGGUAAGUACCCUGGGGUUCCAUACACCUUCUUCGGACAACGGAAAGGGUGUCGCGUCACUCUGUACCAGGAUGCACAUAUCCCCGACAAAUUUAUACCGAAAAUACCCCUCUCGGGCGGAAAGCAUUACGAACCUCAUAGAUGUUGGGAAGAUGUGUUUGAUUCAAUAAGCAAUGCGAAACACCUGAUUUACAUCACAGGAUGGUCGGUCUAUACUGAGAUUUCACUAGUGAGGGAUUCGAGAAGGGCAAAGCCAGGAGGGGAGAUGAUGUUAGGCGAGCUUCUUAAGAAGAAGGCAAGUGAAGGGGUGAGAGUUUGUAUGCUUGUUUGGGAUGACAGAACUUCUGUUGGACAACUCAAGAAGGACGGGUUAAUGGCGACCCAUGAUGAAGAAACUGCAAAUUUCUUCAAAGGAACCGAUGUGAAUUGUAUAUUGUGCCCCAGGAACCCCGACAACGGUGGGAGCUUCGUUCAGGAUUUACAGAUAUCCGCCAUGUUCACUCAUCACCAAAAGAUCGUGGUGGUGGAUCAUGAAAUGCCACCGCCAACAUCACGGAGGGGGAGGAGGAGAAUCGUUAGCUUCGUCGGCGGUCUAGAUCUGUGCGAUGGGCGAUAUGACACGCCGUUUCAUUCACUAUUCAGGACGUUAGACACCGCCCACCACGACGACUUCCACCAACCGAAUUUCACAGGCGCGUCAAUUGCGAAAGGUGGGCCUCGAGAGCCGUGGCACGACAUUCAUUCCCGUUUGGAAGGGCCAAUUGCUUGGGAUGUUCUUUAUAACUUCGAACAGAGAUGGAAAAAGCAGGGAGGGAAGGAUGUGAUUCUCAAUCUCCGAGAGCUUGACGACGUCAUAAUCCCGCCAUCUCCGGUCACUUUCCCGGACGAUCAUGACACGUGGAAUGUCCAGCUGUUUAGAUCUAUUGACGGCGGGGCAGCUUUCGGGUUCCCCGACUCGCCGGAGGAGGCUGCCAAGGCGGGUCUGGUCAGCGGGAAAGAUAACAUCAUCGAUAGAAGCAUCCAAGACGCGUACAUAAAUGCGAUUCGGCGAGCGAAGAAUUUCAUAUACAUUGAAAAUCAGUAUUUUCUUGGGAGCUCUUUCGGGUGGGAUUCGGACGGCAUUAACACUGCAGACAUUGGGGCGCUUCACCUAGUCCCUAAGGAGCUGUCAUUGAAGAUCGCGAGUAAGAUAGAAGCUGGAGAGCGGUUUGCAGUGUACGUUUUGGUGCCGAUGUGGCCGGAAGGGAUCCCGGAGAGCUCGUCGGUGCAAGCGAUAUUGGAUUGGCAGAAAAGGACAAUGCAGAUGAUGUAUAAAGAUGUUGUGGAAGCAAUGAGGGCGAAGGGGAUCACAGAGGAGGAUCCCCGGAAUUACUUGACGUUCUUCUGCGUCGGAAAUCGGGAGGCGAAGAAGAGCGGUGAGUACGAACCUACAGAAAGUCCAGAACCCGAUUCAGACUAUGCGAGGGCUCAGAAGGCUCGACGCUUCAUGAUUUAUGUUCACUCCAAAAUGAUGAUUGUUGAUGAUGAGUACAUAAUAGUGGGAUCGGCAAACAUCAACCAAAGAUCAAUGGACGGGGCAAGAGACUCAGAGAUAGCGAUGGGCGCAUACCAACCAAACCAUUUGGCGAAUAGGCAAGCUGCAAGGGGGGAUGUUCAUGGUUUCCGAAUGGGGCUGUGGUACGAGCACCUCGGCAUGCUGCACGACUCCUUCCUCCAUCCCCACACACAGGAGUGUAUUAGGAAGGUCAACGACAUUGCUGACAAAUACUGGGAUCUUUACUCCGGUGAUCGUCUCGAGCGAGACUUGCCCGGACAUCUUCUCCGCUACCCCAUCGCUGUCAGCAACGACGGCGCCAUAUCGGAGCUGCCCGGGACCGAGUUCUUCCCGGACACUAAGGCUCGUAUUCUUGGCUCUAAGGCAGACUUUGUCCCCCCUAUCCUUACUACUUAAUAGAAAAACAAGCUAGCUUAGUACAUGUUUAGAGAAUUAAUUCAGAAAAAUGUUAUUUGUAGAUAGAGUUCCUGUGCUUCAUAAGUUCACACUUAAUACAUACCUUUUCGGUGUUUGUUUUCUCGCAAUGAUAUAUCACCCAUAUUGGCUUGUAAGUAACAUAUAUCGGAGUAAUAAACUCGCAUUUGUUGGGAUGUUGUAAUUGAAUCUCUUUUAGGAGCUUCAGUUUUGUUGAAAAAUAAUACUGGUACUAUUUAAUUAAUUCAUGCUUUUCUUAUAA